Molecule: messenger RNA, 6513 nt
Organism: Clupea harengus (Atlantic herring)
Lineage: Eukaryota; Metazoa; Chordata; Actinopteri; Clupeiformes; Clupeidae
Gene: st18
Product: ST18 C2H2C-type zinc finger transcription factor
Exons: 23
Coding region: 861-4160 (1099 amino acids)
Biological process (GO): regulation of transcription by RNA polymerase II
Cellular component (GO): nucleus
Molecular function (GO): DNA-binding transcription factor activity, RNA polymerase II-specific; zinc ion binding; RNA polymerase II cis-regulatory region sequence-specific DNA binding
Source: RefSeq, a predicted model, not a curated record
GUGUGUGUGUGUGUGUGUAGUGGUGGUGAUGGGGGGGGGUGCUGUUGAUGUGCAAAUGUGCAUCAUAUUGAAGCGCCCUGAAUAGGGAGGUGUGACGUAAAAAGGGCCAAGAACGCAGGUGCUUAUCUCUGGGCUGUCAAAGGCACAGUGUGUCAUAUUCCUGGGGACUACCUUUCAAAAACACACACAGCUCCAGCUGAAGGCUUCAAGAGACGGAGAGCACAGGAAAAUCUAAAUCAAAACUUUCAGGAUCAUUGAAGUAGGUCUGUGAUUUUUUUUUCUUCCCCUUUUUCUUUUUUUUUUUGUUACAGUCGUUGUGUCAUUUGUGAUCAUUUCUUUGACACUGUUAUCAUAGCAAAGUGAAUGUUCAGGGAGAGACCUCUGGUUCGGGAGGGUUUUUUCCUUCUGAACAAUAAAGCUUUUUUUAAAGAGUGUAUUUUAAGAGUUGUGCAUAUUCAAAGUUGCGCAAAGCAGCAUCUAGAUUUCUUUGACCUUCUUGCUUUUAUGUUCGCACAAUGUGAAUACGCUUGACCUAAUGCUCUAAUUUAACUCUAUUUUCCUUCAACUAAAUGGACACAAAGUGCAGGGCUACGUAGGCUUGAAAUAUAUUUGUUUUGUUGUUGUUUGGCCGGUGGGCUGCUUGCUUGAAUACUCUGCUGCUCUCGUCACAGACGCUGUUUCGUAAAAAGAGUUCAGCUUCUCUCCAGGUUUUAGACGGUAAAAGAGGAGAUUAAAUGGCUCAAACUGUUUUUUUAAGAAGCAUGACCUAUUUUUGAUCAUCCAGAUAACAUUAGAUGCCGUCUACCUAAAUUAAACCCACUGGCGUUUAUGGAGGGUAUAAGCUUGUCUUAGAGGAACACAUGUUAGCAUUGUGUGUGUGCACAAAGCAUAGACAGGUUGUGCCAGGCUUGGACGGCGGCGACAGCUGUACACAUGGAACUAUCGAGCCUGUAUUCAUUCAAACUUUGAUUCAAUUUCAGAGAGAAGAGGAUGACUUGCACACUCUCGUCCUGAGGCAGACUGAGUCUUGUGGGCACGCUGACCGGGGUGGAUCGGGUGUACCUUGCAACACAUCCUGUACAUCGUCUUGCACAAUACAAAGAAAGAUGGACUCCGAAGGCGAGGAGACCCAAACCCAAGUGUGCAAUGGCAGCGGGGUUCUGACUGACUGCGUUGCUGAGGCGCCCAGUGCUGGCCUGCUGGCUGCCAGGAAGAGGAGUGCACUCGAGGGGGGCCAGGGGGCCCCCGUCAACAAGCGGAAGUCGCUGCUGAUGAGGCCACGUCACUACAGCCCGGGCCCCGAACCCAGCCAAGCCAGCGACGGAGACGGGGACGGGACGAGGACGAGGACGAGGACAGCGAGGAGCUGGCAGCCGCGCGGGACAAAGACGAGCCCAGGAACAUUGACACUCCAGCAGGAGGAGGAGGAGGAGGGCCUGCGCGAGGUGAACCACAUGGAGGAGAGCCUGCGCGAGAUGGACAUGGCCUACUGCCUGGCGCAGCACCGGAGCCUGGAGCGGGAGCGGGAGAACAGCGAGUGGCUCCGGGGUCCCUCGCCCACCGCCGGCAAGGUCAACGGCAUUCACCUCCACCUCAGCCCCACCAAAUCCACCGACGACCCCUCGGCCAGGUGGACGCGCCUGGGCCCCGAGCUCCACCCGGAGGAUGCCUUCCUGGGCUACUCGGGUCGGCCCGGCGGCCUCUUGGCAGCGGAUGACCAGCAGCAGCAGCAUCCGCAACAUCAGCAUCCGCAGCAUCAGCAGCAGCAGCAACAGGCCCGUCUGGAGCCCAGCUGGGUGCCGGGGGUGCCGGUGCGGCCCCUGGGCAUGGAGCGCGCCCGGCUCAACCUGAGCCUCCUGGAGCAGGCCAUGCUGCUGCAGUCGGAGCAGCGUCAGGCGCUGCACUACGCCUACAAGGACAUGGACCGCUUCCUGCUGGAGCAGAUGAGCGGCGAGCGCCGGCACCAGAGGAUGAUGGAGAUGAACGCCGCCCGCGCUGCCUUCCACGGAUGCAAAGACUCCCUCCGCACGGAUAAAAAGGAUAUAAAGUGCCCCACUCCAGGCUGUGAUGGCACCGGUCACGUCACUGGACUGUACCCCCAUCACAGGAGCUUGUCAGGGUGUCCCCACAAAGUCCGAGUCCCCCCAGAAAUCCUGGCCAUGCAUGAAAACGUCCUCAAGUGUCCGACCCCAGGCUGCACGGGAAGAGGUCACGUCAACAGCAACCGCAGUACACACCGGAGUCUCUCAGGGUGCCCCAUAGCCGCUGCAGGGAAGAUCUGCAAACCCCAAGAAGAUGUGAACAAGUCUCGGCAGCCCUCCGAUCGCUUGUCCAGACCUCUAGGCCUGAUGAAAAAAUUUGACUUCAGCCAGUUCAGCAGCUACAGGCUGUCUCAUCCCGUGGAGGCCUUGCAAGCCAACAUCUCCAAGGACAUGGACAAGUACAGCAAGAUCCGCUUCGACUACGCCAGCUUUGACGCACAGGUCUUCGGCAAGCAACCUCAGAUGGCACCCAACCACGAUCAAGACAUCUCCCACUUCUCUGACUCAGCGUCCCAGUACCCGCUUUUCCUGGGCAUGGGAGGUCAUCUGGUGAUCCCCGGCGGAGGGCAGAGUCCCGUCCACUCCAAAACGGAGAGCGACGGCCUCCAGGCCAACAGCGCCACCACCACCGCCACCGCCGCCGCCACGGCCGCCGCCACCGCCGCCAUCCUCAACCUCAGCACCCGCUACCGCGACAAGAUGGAGGUGCUCUCCGGCCAGCCGCUGGCACCAGCCACAAAGGAUAUGCUCAUAGAGGUGGACGAAAACGGCACUCUGGACCUGAGCAUGAAGACCAAGAGGGAGAAGAUGAAGGACCAGCUGUCGCUGUCGCUCCCGCCUCCUCUUCCGCCACCACCACCACCCCCGCCACCCCCCAUGUCUCUGGGCGAGGGCAUGCCGACGCCAGUCACCUCCAUGUCCAAAGCCAGCGCCCACCACAUCCCCAGCGCGUUCUACCAGGCCCUGUGCGAGCAGGAAUGCUGGGACGCGCCGCUGAACUUCAGCAAGCCCCACAUGUCGCUGGAGAGGGAGGAUCAACAUGACAUGGCUUCAGUAGAUGAAAACGUAUACGGAGGGGACCCUUUGUUGAUGAGUCCGAAGUCAAAGAUGCUUUCAAGAGAAGCAAAGAAAGAACUGAUGAGUUGUCCAACACCUGGCUGUGAUGGCAGUGGUCAUGUGACAGGAAAUUAUGCUUCACAUCGAAGUGUGUCUGGGUGUCCACUGGCAGACAAGACCCUGAAGUCACUGAUGGCUGCCAACGCUCAGGAACUGAAGUGUCCAACGCCGGGGUGUGACGGAUCUGGCCACGUGACGGGGAACUACGCCUCCCACCGCAGCCUGUCAGGAUGCCCUCGAGCAAGAAAAGGAAGCUUGAAGCUAACACCAAACAAGGAUGAAAAGGAUGAGCAAGAAAUGAAAUGCCCCGUGACAGGGUGUGAUGGCCAGGGCCAUGUGUCGGGGAAGUACACAUCCCACCGGAGCGCAGGAAGCUGCCCCCUCGCUGCCAAGAGACAGAAGGAGGGCUCCGUGAACGGCUCGCCCUUCUCCUGGAAGGUGUCCAAGCAGGAGCUGCCACACUGCCCGCUGCCAGGCUGCAACGGCCUGGGUCACGCCAACAACGUGUUCAUCACCCACAGAAGCCUGUCCGGCUGUCCGCUGAAUGCACAGAGUUUAAAGAGGAGGCUGUCCGGGGAUGAGAUGAUGACCAUUAAAGUCAAAGCAAGCAGUGGUAUUGAAAAUAAUGAGGACAUGCAGCACUUGGAUAAUGAGAUUAAGGAACUGAAUGAAUCCAACCUGAAAAUAGAAUCUGACAUGAUGCAGCUGCAGACUCAAAUAUCAUCAAUGGAAUGUAACCUAAAGACAAUUGAAGAGGAGAACAAGAUGAUUGAGCAACACAACGAUGGCCUAUUGAAGGAAUUAGCUCGUCUAAGCCAAGCACUCAUUAACAGCCUAACGGACAUUCAGCUGCCACAGAUGGGUCCAAUCAAUGAGCAGAAUUUCGAAGCCUAUGUGAACACACUGAUGGACAUGUAUAACAGCUCUGAGCAUGACUACUCACCUGAGUGCAAGGCUCUUUUGGAUAGCAUCAGACAGGCCAUCAAAGGGAUCCACGUGUGAGCCGUCUGUCUGCUGGAGUCUUUUCUGCAUGGGGCAAUAUUUCUGGACAGCUUUACUCUCGUGAGGAGGCCUGGCAUUCCUCUAUGUGCAAGGAAACGGCUUUGGGAAAAGCAUUGUCAUUCCUCUGACAAUUGACAUUAUUGCACUGAAAGAAGAAAUACUCUACCAGCCAGAAUUUGUAAAAGUUUUAAAAGCUUCUGAGUUCGCUCAAUAUAUUACUUUAUUGAGAUUUUUACCCCUUUGCACUUAUUUAUUUUUCGUAUGGUUUGCUUGGUUUUACUCGGUAUUAGUUUUUUUUGUUUGUUUGUUUGUUUGUUUUUUUGCAUAAUUGAUUUCUGUGUAAAACAUUUUUGGCGUAUAAUUAUGCUGUUGCUAUUUAUUCUCUCUGUUCAAAUAUUUAUUACACAGUAAUAUAUAUAAUUUAUAUCUAAUAAGAUAGAUGUUUGAAAGCGGACAUUUAAUUUGUUUUGUUCUAUUCUACUUCUGGACAGUGCUUCAUUGGGAGUGACAAAACAAGCACAUUCCGUACUCGUCUCUUUGAAGGUUUUGUCACUAAAAUAAAAACACUCCUCGGUUGGGAUGACCAACUUGUGAACUCCAGACAGACAAAUGCUGCUCGUUUUUGCCAUCUAGAGGUCGUAUGCAGCACCUACACAAGAGUGAUUCAAAUUCAACUGCUCUUCCUCCAGGGCUGAAGAAGGCAAUUUACAUGAAAUUCAAUAUUGAAUGUACAGUGCAAAAUCACCUAAAAAAAAUAAUUAAGAAUCACAUGAAAUGAAAUAACAAAUAAAUGAUGCAUCACUCACUGCAAAGAAUAGGUAGAAUGAAUUGUCACUCGACCGCUUAAAUGUGUCAUUAUUAGAGAGGACUGUCAGUAUCAUAAACUCCAAGUCUUUGUUUUCAUUACACUGAUUUUCAUUCAUUUCUAUUGAUAUCUGCCUUUGGUGUGCACACAUGUGUGUGUGUGCAUAUAUGUGCCUAAAUGUAAAUGAAUACAUGAAAUAUACUCUGUUUUGUGGUAGAACAGUAUUAUGUGAAUGGUGUUUAAUUUAUUACACAGUAUACCUAUUUUCAAAGAAAAAAUACUUCUAACUCUGUUGGAUUUACUGUUUAUAUGCCAUUUUGAAUAUAUACUGCUAUUGUUCUGAUUUGGGGGUCAAGUCUUUAAAUCAUCAUGAAUUGUGACAUUUUGCUUACUAAGGUUGUGAGUGAGUGACGAAAAGGACAGAAGUGUCACAGAGCACACAGGUGACGGAGCCACAUUGACAUUUGUGGCCCCAAAGAGCCACAUUGACGUUAAUGGCCCCAAAGCUUCCUUCAAAGCUCUUCUUCUACUGCCCAGACAAUGUUUGUGAGAGUAAGAUGCGUCAGGGGAGAGGUCCGUUAGGUUCACUUUGAUUGUACCACAAAUCUCUGUUUUUGUUUUUCCCUUAAAAUAAGAUUUAUGUUUCACAAAUGGAUUUAAUGAUUUUUUUUUUUUUUUUUUUAUAAUUGCAAGUCAAAGUAAAUAGAAUGACUAUUGUCUCAGUAUGAUUAAUAGGUAAUAUCCAGAGCUGAUUCAGUAAAUGUAUUUUUCAUAGAAUAAAACAACUAUUUGAGCAACUGUUUUUGUUGGGCAAUGGGUACCUUUAAAUGGCUCAAAACAAAAAGAAAAAAAAACAACAUCUUGAAACUUUUAGAAUAUGAAAUAUAAAUCACUUGCACUUUUCUGUUGUCCCUCGAUGCGUUUUAAGGUGGUGGAGAUGAUGGCGAGUGUUAAGUAAGGAGGGCACUCCAUUUUGAUUUCAUUCCAGAGGUGCAUGGACCGCUAUGAUUUUGUUGGACUAUUCUGUUAAUCUAAGUUGCCACUUUACAUGUCAUGCAAAGAAUGAGAAAAGAAAAUGCAAAGAUGAAAAUAUCCGAAAAAUCAUUGGGUAUUCACUAAAACAAAAACUACUUUAUCCAAAUGGUGACUACUAAGACUCUCAAAGUUAAUCAAUCUUUUUUUGUUGUUAAAAUUAAUGACUGUAAUUUAUUAUUAUGUUUACUUAUUUAUAAUUCUUAACACUUAAUUUAUAUACCACACAUUGUUUGCUCAGGAAGUUUUGUGAAGAAUAUUUAUUUUUCCCUGUUUGUAUUUGAUGUUUUGUAACGUGAACUGGAUUUUUUGUGUAAUGAUAUUAGUAUGAUGAAACUGUAUUGUACAUUUUUUUCUUUUUGAUUAAAACAAAAUGCUUUUUCAGUUGAGGUAGUUUGUAUAUUGAACUUUCCUUGAACUUUUACUAUUUCAUAAGAAGAUAAUGCGCAGUGUUGUACAGUUUGUGUAUGGUAGAAAUAAAAUAUUCAUAUGGCUGAAUCAGCUGCAAUUCCUCAA